AUGACCAUCAAGCUGCGCGUGGCCGACCUGCCGGAAAGCCUCCUGGGGGCGCUGCGUCAGCGGGGCGCCGCCGGAUCGGGGUUGGGUAACGGAUCUGCGGCCUCCGCUGCGGCAGCCAGUGACCCUAGCCGUGGUCGCGGAGAUGGCCGGCGCCACUCGCCAGCAGCGCCCCCGCUUCUCGCCGGCAGCGACCACCGUGCUGCAGUGCAGCGUCCGGGCGAACCCAUGAUGUCGGCCCAGAUGUACGGCGAUAGCGCCUUGGCCGAAGAAGGCUACUCGAACAUUGGGAGAGUCGGCCCGGGAUCGUCCAGGGGUGACGUCAAGGAGAUCGUCGUCAUCCAGAGCCCCAUUUGCGGCCAGGUGUGGGAGAGUCAACGCAUCGACUGCCAUCCCGAAGCGGCCCCGAGCCUCGAGUCGUGCCGAGUACGCGGCUGCUGCUUCGAACCGGUCAACGCGUCCUCUGAGAACUUGGAGCCCGGUUUCCAGCUGCCACCAGCCUGCUUCUACCCGGCCAACUACCUGGGCUACAAGGUAGACUCCAUUCAGCGGUCCCCGACGAGAAUCGUGGCGCGUGCCAUACGCGUCACACCAUCCGGGCUUCCGGACGACCUGCGAACCAUCCAGGUGGAAGUGACCAACUACAACGACAACACUGCCCGCAUCAGGGUGUACGACUCGAGGUCUGCGCGGUACGAAGUGCCCCUGCCUAACGUACCACAGAAGGACCACUACUUUCCUGUGAUGUACGAGACCUCGGUUAACCCGGCCGGAGACCUCGAGAUCAUCCGGCCCGCGUCUAGGAAAGUUGUAUUCCACACAAACCUGUCAACACUGGUGUUCGCGGACCAGUUUCUUCAGAUGUCCACAUACAUUCCGUCACGUUACGUUUACGGGGUCGGAGAUGUGAAGUCACCGCUGCUGCGAAGUACGGACUGGCAGAAGAUCACCCUUUUCAACGCCGGGAGGUCGCCCAUGGAGGGCAAGAACUUGUACAGCAGCCACCCGUUUAUGCUGGUUCACGAGGAAACGGGUGAGAGCUGUGGAAUCUUUCUGCUCAACAGCAACGCCAUGGACAUCCUGCUCAAGCCGAGCCCCUCGGUGACUUUCCGCACGACCGGUGGGAUUCUGGACGUGUUCGUGUUUCUGGGUCCCACGCCGUCCGAAGUUGUGCAGCAGUACACGGCCCUGGUGGGUCGGCCCGCCAUGCCUCCGUACUGGGCACUGGGUUUCCACCUAAGCCGCUGGGGCUACGCCAACAUCGACGAGGUCAAGGAGACGAGACGCCGCAACCUACGAGUUGGCAUCCCCGUCGAGGCCGUGUGGUUAGACGCUGAAUACAUGGAGGGUCUACGACCGUUCACAUACGAUAAGGUCCGCUUCGCCGGGCUCCCCGAGUUUGCUCAGGACCUGCACAAGCGAGAUAUGAAGUUUGUCCUCACGCUGCAUCCCGGAAUAGACGCGAACAUGGAGAGUGGCUCGUACCUUCCCUUCGACGAGGGCCACAAGGCAGCCGUGUUCGUGAGAUCGGAAGCCGGUGAUUACAACUACGGCAUGGUGGGCAAUCGGAGUCGACUCGUGUAUCCAGACUUCACGCAUCCGGCGAGCGGCGAGUACUGGACAAAGAUGCUGUCCUACUUCCACGACGUGGUGCCGUUCGAUGGACUAUGGCUGGACCUGAACGAGCCUUCAAGCCUGUACAACGGCUCCGAGCGCGGAUGCCCAGCUUCGACGCUCGAAGAACCACCGUACUUACCCGGGGAGGGACACGAGGCGCUACGCACCAAGACGCUGUGCAUGACAGGUCGCCACUACCUGUCCAGGCACUACAACCUGCACAACCUGUAUGGACUGAUGGAGGCGCUGCGCACAUACGACUCCUUGCGCCAGAUCCUGCUGCGGAGACCGUUCAUCAUUUCGCGGUCUACAUUUUCGGGUCAGGGCCGUUACUCGGGCCACUGGAGCGGCGACAUCGAGUCUGACUGGGAUGCCAUGCGAUCUUCCCUUGCAUCGAUGCUGACGUUCAACAUUCUCGGCGUUCCCUUGACCGGUUCGGAUAUCUGUGGCUUCUGGGACAACACGACCAGCGAGCUUUGCAACCGUUGGCACGCUCUGGGCGCCUUCUACCCAUUCGCAAGGAACCACAACGCCAAAGGGAACCUCGACCAAGACCCCGCCGCUAUGGGAGGGGCCGUGGCCGCCACCGCCAAGAAGACCCUGAAGAUCCGCUACUGCUUCCUGCCCUACCUCUACACCUUGUUCUACCGUAGCCACGUGUUCGGCGAGACGGUUGCCCGACCUCUGUUCUUCGAGUUCCCAAAGGAUGUCAACACGUAUGCCGUGGACACGCAGUUCUUGUGGGGCAGCGCCCUCCUGGUCCUUCCCAUCCUGGAGCCGAACUCAACGAGCGUGAAGCCUUACCUCCCCCGCGGCAUCUGGUACGACGUUAUGCUGGGCCUGCCCUACCACAGCGCCGGCGAAGACUUCCAGAUGUCGCCACUCAACGACUCCAUCUGCCUGCUCAUUCGCGGUGGUCACGUGGUACCCUCACAGGAACCGGCGCAGACCACUGCCGCCAGUCGACUCAAGCCGUUCAACCUCCUCGUGGCUCAAGACCAGGACAGUCUGGCGACGGGCGAGCUCUACUGGGACGACGGGGAGUAUGUCGGUUCAUACGAAAAGGGAGAGUACAGCCUCAUCAAGUUCGUCGCAGUCAAGAACACGGUGGUGAGCAUGUGCGUGCACUGCGGCUACGACAGCAUCAUGCUGCUGAACGCCGUCACCGUGUACGGAGUGACGGAGAAGCCUCGGGAGGUGCACUUUAACAGGCUGCCGACCAACUUCACCUACAACCCGGCAGGACAG
Molecule: messenger RNA, 2862 nt
Organism: Rhipicephalus microplus (southern cattle tick)
Lineage: Eukaryota; Metazoa; Arthropoda; Arachnida; Ixodida; Ixodidae
Product: lysosomal alpha-glucosidase
Biological process (GO): carbohydrate metabolic process
Molecular function (GO): alpha-1,4-glucosidase activity; carbohydrate binding
Source: RefSeq, a predicted model, not a curated record